AUGGUUCUCUCUCCGACCCUCAUAAGGGGUAUUGAUGCGCAACCACUCGAUGCGGCCCUGCAUGGUAUCACCUUGGACGACCUUGUCAAAGUGACUAUAGGGCACGGUGGAGGCCUGUCGGGUCACACAACGUUGAGCGACUCCGACGACUCCCCUCCACGUCCAGUACUUGCCCGAAACACCAGUCUUCGUGACAUCCGGAAGGAUGAGAAGAAGCUCGGUAAAGGUAGCUUUGGUGAAGUCCUGUGUGUCAAGAUCCGCGGUGACCCCUCUGGCUCUUAUACAGGCCGUCUCUAUGCCCUCAAAACUCUCCGUAAACGUGAUGUUGAGCAAGGGCACCUGGCAGCCCAAGUGGAGCGAGAGAUCUCGGUUCAAUCCCGGCUACCGGCACAUUCUAACAUACUCCGACUCUACUCCCAUUUUGAGGACAGGGAGCACGUCUAUCUACUACUAGAAUACUGUGCCAAGGGUGAACUCUACCACCUCCUGCGGACCCAGCAGAAACGGCGCUUCCCUGUAGAAAGAGCGGCUCGAUACUUCCUGAUGGCCGCCCGAGCGGUGGCUCAUCUGCACUCCCACGGUAUCAUGCAUCGUGACAUAAAACCGGAGAACUUACUUGUCGCAGCUGACGAUACUCUGAAGCUGGCCGACUUUGGUUGGUGUGCCGAGUUUCCCUCUACUGUAGUCUCUGGUUAUACUACGAGAAGUCAUGCUAGAAGACAUACCUUCUGUGGCACUCUGGACUACCUCUCUCCAGAGAUGUUGCUUGGUCGUGGGCACGACCACAGCAUAGACCUGUGGGGUCUGGGCAUUCUACUAUAUGAGCUGCUGGCUGGACGCCCACCCUUCAAUGCAACUGACCAGAGGACUGUUGUCAGCAAUAUCAUUAACGUGAACUUGUCCUUCCCCAUCGACUUUCCCCUAGUGGCUGAGGACCUUGUACGCCGGCUGUUGGUCAGGGAUGAGGGUCGUCGGUCCAGCAUCGCCGAGGUCUUGUCGCAUCCCCUGUGUACUUCCAUAGGGGCCCCUCAGCCACCUCUACCACAACCUGUGCUACGGCUCUCCUCGACCCAGCAAGUUACCAGACGUCACAAGUCGCCUCCUCGGCCGCGUCAAAGGGACCAAGGCGUACCUUCCGGUCUAGCACGAGUGCCGACUCUGCGGGUAGCGUCCCUAUUGCAAGGCAGGCUAGUGUGUUCGGUCAGCAGACUCUGCACCAAGAAGUGUGUCAGCUGUGAAGAACUCGCCCUCAAGGACGCCUGUAAGCGCCCUCAAGAUGUCCCUUGCUAUGGUCUACGCAUAGGUGACAGUGAGAGUGUCCAAGGAACGACCUCCAUCGGAGACCAGCCUCGCCCCGCCAUACGGUUUAUUCUGGAUGUCUCUUCGUCGUCCUUCUUAUCUCUGGAUGACUCCUUCGCUGCCCCAAAGGAGACCUUGGGCCCGCCAAGAAAUAAGCCCGAGCCCCCCCGCAAGCUCGGCACAGUGCCGUCCUAUCCAGUGCCGUCAUUCCAACAACGAGUGUGGGGCAUCCCACCCGGCGGCCCUCCCAUGGGAAAUCGAGUCCUUGCUACCCCGAGCAGCUUUAUCCCGACAUACACGUGGGCUCUGCAGCCGACUCCGGUGUUGUUCAAUCGUAUUGGACCGCCGCUCAGGACGGCUCAGAUCGGUCCCACUGUGGGCGGCAACGGAGGAAGAACCUUCGUCCUUUACUUGACUACUACCAUCAAUGUCCUCAUCGCCUUCCAAGUGUCUUGGGCCUGCUAUCUGCAGCCGAGGUGGAGGAGCUUCAGAAGCGACAUGUUGGAAAAGUUCCCGUCCCUCCAGCCAGACAUGGAUGAGAAGGACUGA
This is a messenger RNA of Perkinsus marinus ATCC 50983, 1848 nucleotides long. RefSeq names its product calcium-dependent protein kinase, putative. The coding region runs from base 1 to 1848 and encodes 615 amino acids. Gene Ontology annotation, cellular component: spindle pole centrosome; chromosome passenger complex; spindle midzone. The record is from RefSeq and is a predicted model, not a curated record. Gene Ontology annotation, biological process: regulation of cytokinesis; protein phosphorylation; mitotic spindle organization. Gene Ontology annotation, molecular function: ATP binding; protein kinase activity. The transcript has 16 exons. NCBI's taxonomy places the organism in Eukaryota, Perkinsozoa, Perkinsida, Perkinsidae.